GCCCUGACCCCACGUCCGCGCCUCGGGGGUCAGGGCGAGCCAUUGCUUGCCGAGCUCGGGGGCGCGUGAGAGGAGGCGGGCGGGGCCUCCUCCGGAAGGGGUGGGCUAACUUGAGAGCAGCCGCGUCGCGGUGGAGACGCUAUCUUGGCCUGGCCGACCUUCGCCCCCGCGCCGCCCGGGCCAGGGCGAGCCAAUGACUGUCGCGAUCUGGUUGCAUGUGACAGGGGGCGGGCCCUUCGCCGGAAGGGUGAGGUGAGGCGAGCGGCCGGUCGCGCGGUUUGUACAUAUGGACCAGAAACUUUCAGAGUUGGUGGAAGAGCUCACGACUUCAGGAGAGCCCCAAGUGAACCCCAAGAAAAUGAAGGAGCUGAAGAAAAUUUGCAAGUCUUCAGAGGAGCAGCUUGGUCACACCUACCACCUGCUGAUGGCCCAGCUGAGCCAGGAGCACGCCGAGGUCCGCCUCUCCACUUUCCAGGUCCUGGAUCAGCUCUUCGCCAGGUCUCACCACUUCAGGAUGCUAGUCGUUUCCAACUUCCAGGAGUUCCUGGAGCUCACACUGGGCACCGACCAUGAGCGGCCCCUGCCGCCCCCCAGGGAGGUGGCACAGAAGCUGAGGCGGGCCGCCACCCGGGCCGUCCGCGGCUGGAACGAGAAGUAUGGUACAGCGUAUAAGAAGCUGGCCCUGGGCUUCCACUUCUUAACGCACAACAAACAGGUAGAUUUCCAAGAUGUGGACGCUAGGACUCUGGCGGAGAGAAAGCGAGCAGAGGAGAAACAGAAGCGCUUGGACAGAAUCUACAAGGAGAGGUCUGAGCAGGCCGUGCAGGAGAUGGAAGAAAUGUCCGGGGAGAUCCGGAGCUGCCUCAUGGAGCUGGAGAGCUGCUUCCGACUGCUGGUGCCCUUUGACCUUGACCCGACCCCGGGGGCUGCCUUGCCCGCCAUGGCCGAGGAGGGUGGCAGGGACGAGGAGCAGCCCUGCUGCAGCAAGACCCUGGCCAUCUGCGCCCGCCGCCCGGGAGCCGCGGGUGCGGAGGGGCCGCCCUCGGAGGACAAGGACGAGGACAGCGACCCGGAAGGGUUUGUGCGGCACCACGGGCUGGGCUCCCGCGAGUACACGCUCGAGGUGGAGCUCUCCUCAGACAGCCUGAAGGUGCACGAGGAUGAGGACAACCUGGUCGUCAUCCACGUGGCCCAGGACACGCUCAGGCUCAUUCAGAACAGGUUCCUGCCAGCCGUGUGCUCCUGGGUCCAGCUGUUCACCCGCGCAGGGACACAUGGCGGGCACUUGGAGGGUGCCAUCGACCUGAAGGCCGAGCUGGAAACUGCCCUGCGGCGAUCUCGGGAGCUGGAUGUCAUGCCCGAGGAGGGCUGCAGGAGAGAGGCGGCAGCCACGGGAGACAGGGACGAGGACGAGGACGACGACUUUGUGGAGGUCCCGGAGAAGGAGGGCUAUGAGGCCUGCGUCUCUGAGCACCUGCAGCCUGAGUGUGGGCUGAAGAAAGACCCGGCCACACUGGCCUCGCGGGCGAGGAAGAGAACAGGGAGCAGCGAGGAGGCCUGUGACCCCACCUCUGCGGCCGCCCAGCUGCAUUGGCUCCAGCGCCACUUGCCCCCGGCCUUGCCCCCGAGCCCCAGCCUUUUCGUAGGGCUUCAGCGGCUGCCCUGGGUUCCAGGUCUGAGGUGGCAAAGGUCACAGCCCAGGGUGCCGCUGGGUCCAGAGGAGGCUGAGAAGCUGGCGGCAGAGCGGGCCCAGGCGCCUGUCGUGCCCUUUGGGGUUGACUUGUGCUACUGGGGCCGAGAGGAGCCGAUGGCCGGGAAGAUCCUCAAGUCCGACUCUGAGCACCGCUUCUGGAAGCCCCGCGAGGUGGACGCGGAAGUAGAGAGCGUCGCCGUCUCUGAGACUCUCCGGAGCCGCCAAAUCACCUUUGCGGGGCGAUUCGAGCCCGUGCAGCACCGGUGCCGUGCCCCCCGGCCCGACGGCCGGCUCUGCGAGCGCCAAGACCGCCUGAAGUGCCCUUUCCAUGGGAAGAUCAUCCCAAGAGAUGAGACGGGACGGCCCCUCCAUCCGGAGGACAGGGCCCGCGAACAGAAGCAGCGGCUGCAGAGGCCGGCGGGGUGCCGAGCCUGGCAGGACCCUGAGCUCAUGAGGGACGUGGAGGCAGCCACUGGGGUGGAUCUCGGCUCGUCCAGGCCCGGUGGGAAGGGCAGGCGGCAGCGGUCCGGCCUCACCGACCUCAAGCGGCAGGCGGACACAGCGCGUGCACGCAUCGCCAAGAAGGUCUUCGCCAAGGCCGCUGUGCAGAGGGUGGUCACAGCCAUGAACCAGAUGGACCGGAAGAAGCAUGAGAAGUUUGCAAACCAGUUUAACUACGCGCUGCAUUAGAGCGCCAGGCCGGGUCCACUCUGGUCGUCAGCGCCUCUUCUGCUGCUGAUGAGCUAGGAUGGGAAGGCAGACCCGGGUCUGGGCUGUAACAACAGCCACAAUUAUAGUGUGUAUUUAACGUGAAGAAAUGGUGCACUUUCUGCUUAAAGCGCCCCAGAGGUGUGGACUCUCCUCCUGCGGGGGACCACGGCCAUCACUUACGGGUCUGACUGCCUAGUAGCCCGGGGUGAACUCGGGCAGCCGUGUCCACAGGUGGGUGCCUUGUACAGCCUGUGCCCUCUGUGGUGUGACUCAGGGUCGCUCAUCAUCCAGGACGAGUGCGCAGCCUCCAGCCCUGCCCCCCAGCCUUCUCCUGCUCGGAGGAAAACCCACAUUUCCCGUUGACACGAGGGGGAGCCAGCUGUUUGCUCUCGGCGUUGCCAGCUCACAGGCAUGCUGGUGGUGGUUCCACGUCAGAAUGCAGGGAACUACCUCACUCUUUGUUUUUCUAAAAUCCACUUUAUUGAGACGUAACUCACGUACCGUAACGUUCAUGCCUUUGAAGUGUACGGUUCGGUGAUGUUACACACACUCACAGUGUUGUACAAUCUCCACCCCUGUCUAGUUCCAGAACUUCUCAUCACCCUAAAAGAAGCCCUGCUCCCAGCCCCGGCCCCUCUGGCCUUCUGUAUCUGGAUUUGCCUUUGCUGGACGUUUCCUGUGAAUGGAGUCAUAGCAGCCUGUGGCCCUUUGUGUCUGGCUGCCUUCACUUAGCACAGCGUGUUCAGGGUUCUUCCCUGCUGGGGCCUCUGUCCGUGCUUCAUGCCUUUUUAUGAGCGGAUAACUCACCCCUGUAGGAACAUACUGCACUUUGUUUAUCCGUUCAUUGUGGGCAUUUGGGUUGUCUGCACUUCGGGGUGAUUGUGGAUGAUGUUGCUGUGGCCACUUGUGUACGGGUUUUUGCGGGGGCAUAUAUUUUCAUUCCUUUUGGGUUUAUACCUACAAGUGGAAUGGCUGGGUCACGUGGUAGCUCUGUGUUUAACUUACUGAUUGAAUUGCCAAAACAUUUUCCAAAGCAGCUGCACCGUUUUCUAUCCCCACCAGCAGUGUAUUAGGGUUCUCGUUUCUCUAUGUUCUUGCCAACAUUUGCUUUUAUCAGUCUUUUUAAUUUUAGCCAUCUUAGUGGGUAUGGAGUGGUGUAUCAUUGUGGUUUUGAUUUGACUAAUGAUAUUGAACA
Balaenoptera musculus (blue whale) is the source of this 3599-nucleotide messenger RNA. It is a transcript of the gene UVSSA, whose product is annotated as UV stimulated scaffold protein A. The transcript is spliced from 15 exons. The record is from RefSeq and is a predicted model, not a curated record. The coding region runs from base 287 to 2383 and encodes 698 amino acids. Gene Ontology annotation, molecular function: RNA polymerase II complex binding. NCBI's taxonomy places the organism in Eukaryota, Metazoa, Chordata, Mammalia, Artiodactyla, Balaenopteridae. Gene Ontology annotation, cellular component: chromosome. Gene Ontology annotation, biological process: response to UV; transcription-coupled nucleotide-excision repair.